GAACCCAGGAGUCAAGAUUUAAACCCAGAGAACUAAUGCUGACCACUUCACUGCUCCAGCUAGAGACAGAGAGACACACCUACCACUGCCACAGGAUACUCCUGCCAGUCUACCAUGAGUUAGAAUGCCUAAGAGAAGACUAAAUAUCUUUAAAUAAAUUCUAAAUAAAUUCAUCAGGUUAAGAUCAGAUUGACCAGUGCAGAUGGUUGAUACCUGUAACAGUUUACAACUGUCAGGAAAUAAACGUUUAUCCUAAGAGUAAUCAUAGCUAUCGAAGAUAACAGCUUCCUCCAAGAAGCUAUACCAGGAUUUCAACACUUACUGUAAGCUCUUUUCUCAAAAGCACACUGCUUACACUCGGAUCCACAACGGACCGACUCGGAGGAAUCUCACUUCUACACAAGACUCUCUCACAGGCCCGCGGCUCUUGGACAGGAGUAGGAAUUUCCGAGGAGGAGAGCGGUGAGUUGAAAAGAACCUCACAGAGUCCGAAGCAGGGCAGAGGAGAGGAGAGGAGAGAGAGAUCCGCCAGGCGCCGUGUCCACUGUCUUCCGUCAUGAGUCUGACAGGCACGCUGGAGAAGGGGGCCCACCACCAGGCCCUGGACCUGUCUGAGGAGCUGCCCCCACACUCCCACAACAACCACCACCACCUCCACCCUCACCACCACCACAACCUCCAGCUGCAGCUCCAGCAGGCCAACUCCCUGGCCUCCACGGCCCCAGCCGGGACCCCCGUCAGCGGGUCGGGUGUGGUGGUGCCUCCCCCGUACUCCCUGGGCGAGGAGGGAUCUGGGGGUCGCGGCGGUGGUUCGGACGCCCCACUGGAGCUGCGCGGGUCGCUGGACUGCUGGGCAUGCUCGGUGCUAGUGACCGCGCAGAACCUGGUCAUCGCCGCCAUCAACGCCUGCCUGGCCGGAGUGGUGUUUGGGGUGAUCCUCACACCCGCCAUUGUCAUGGUGGUCUUCGGGUUCCUCUGCCAUUCCACGGUAAGCAGCUUCCAGGUGAUGUUACAGACGCCUUAAUUUCAGUGUUUCCAUUUCGUUUUGCCAUUUUAUGUUCCUAUGUAACCUACUACGCGUCCAAGCUUAGAGGUCUCAACAAACAUGGUCUUUUUUCUGUAGCCCACGUGGUGCUGCACCGAUGUCUCAAUCGUAGUGACAAACUAAAUUCAGCAAGGCAAAUUUCCUCAGUCAACAAUUGUGUCAUGACUACCACUUUUGUCAACCGAAAUGUCAAGGAAUCCAUUGUUCAUAAAUAUGCAACUGUCGAGUUUGCCAAUGCUUUAAGAUGUCACAAUAUGUUGUCAUUAUGGAGGGAAAUAACAGAAUAUCAUGAGGUAUCGUGUUUUGUUAUGACAAUGUAGUGAAAUAUUUAGCUUUCGGUCAUCUCCUAGACCAAAAUAAAAAUUAACUGUAAAAUUAAAAAUUAACUGUAUGUGUAUCGAUUCAGCCUUAGGAACCUUUUGAGUCCUGAGUCCUGACUCUAACCCUUGAUAAGGACCUGCAUGGGCUUCAUGACUUAUCUCUUCAGUGGCAAGAUAUCGACCUUGACAUGUCUGGUUUGCAGAAGGGAGUUUGUGUAGUUGCAGAUAGCAUCCAUCCCCCAGCCGAGAUGAUUUGCAAGUGUGCUUGUCAGAAGUGUUGCAACGUACUGUAGACAAGUGGAUAUGAAAUAUCUCGGACAGGCUAGGCACUUUGUGGAGAAGUUGGGGGAGUUUGUUCUAGUGGUCUUCAGCUAUUGGGUGACUCAGAAGCCAAGGCUUUUGUCAAACAGGGGGGAGAUUGGUAUGAACAGGUCAGGACUCAAAUCUAUCAAAAAAAGCAGUGUGAUAGUACAGCCUAGCACAGGGAUGGGCAACUAGCAGGCCGCGCGGCCCGCGGAUCAAUUUUGAAAUGUCAUUAAAAUGUUUGUUUCACGUGUUUUUACCACAUCUGAACAGGAUCCUUAUUGUAAUGGUACGGUCCACCGAUAAGGGCGCUUCCUAUAUAAAAAUUCCAGCGGAGUCGAGCUUUCUUCACUACAGCCAGCGAGCAAGGAAGCGAUAGGCUACAGAGAGGGGCUUAUAAAGAAAACUCAGAACCGUAGACAAGGUGGGAAAGGUUCAGACAAGGUGGGAAACAGCUGAUCUUAAUACAGAAUUCAAAGUCAACUUAUGUGUUUAGUACACAAAAUCAGCCAUGAACUUAAGUCAACACUACAACACCAUGCACGAAGAUAACUAAAAGUAGGCUACAUCGGAGCUGCUAUAACUUAAACUGUUUACCAUAAUGUUAGUCGCUUUGGUUAAAAAUGCGUCAGCCAAAUGUAAUGUAAUGUAAUGUAAUGCUAGAGCCACUGUCGUAGCCGACCUCAAAGUAAAGCAGGGUUCCCACGGGUCAUGGAAUUUCAAAAAUACCAUCAGCAUUUUAAUAGUCUAUUCCAGACAUGGAAGGUCAGGGAAUUAUAUCUUUGGGGGCAAAGUCAUGGAAUAUCAGGGAAUUGUGGUGUAGGAGUUUAAAAUUGUCUUGCCAAAAUACGUUAGGCCUUAUACAGUAUUUACACGCAGCAUUGGCGUUUAUUUAGUUAUUAUGAGUUAUUACAGUAGCUUUCUCCUAUUACUACUUGCGUGAGUGGUUGUAGUUACCCCUACCUGCUCUUUUCAAUGGACAUUUUUUAAUUUCCAGAUUGGUCAUGGAAAUUCAGGAUUUUUGUCAGGGAAGUCGUGGAAUUUUACAUUUGACUUAGAGUGGAAACCCUGGUUAGAGCCUUUUUACAAGAGUCAUUAUUAUCCAUUGCAGUGGGAAACAGGUUUAUUGUGAAUGUGUAAUAUGUUUUAGUUAUUUUCAAGUUCAUUGGUAAAUAGAGGCAAUAUUAAAAUUAAAAAUGCAUUCGAGUAUAGAAAAUAUAAAAUGAAUGCAUGUUGGUUUAAUAAACCUAAGCUACUGUAUAUAUUUUUAAUACUCCUGAUUCCUGAUACCCCAGUGGUGGACGUGUGCGAUCACAUCAGGCCCUCUGACAGCGACAAGAAAAUGUUGUGGCCCUCUCUAUCAUCAAGUUGCCCAUCCCUGGCUUAGCACAUCUAGGUACACACACACACACACACACACACACAGACACAUACACACACAAAACACAUGGUUUGAUUUAUCAAUUUAUGAGUAAAAUGUAUAACUUUUUAACAAAUUUAUGAUCGUCUUCAGGACUAUGGGAGGAGAAAGUCGACAAAAAUAAGUCGUCAAGUUGCCAAAGAAAAUGUAGCCCACAGUACUUGAAUAUCCUGGCAUACUUUAAGGAAUGUUAUCAGGACUUUUUUAUACCCUUCUCUCGGUUUCUCUCUCCCUCUCUCUCUCUCUCUCUCUCUCUAUUUCUGUCACACACACACGCAUACACACCAUUUAAUGGCUUGUCACACACAACAUCGAUGGUAACUUCUUUCUGUUGUGGAGGUCAUGACCUUUAACCUUUGAGGGGUCACUAGGGGUCAGGGAGUGUGAUCACUGAUUAAGGGUCACAUUCAAUGUGGGAUGCCACCCUGCAUGGGCCAAUUAGUGGCCUUGUGACGCCAGCUUAGGGAGGGAUUAUGGAGAAAGGGUAGGGAGAGACAAAGAGGGGUAGAAGCCUGGGGGUGGGUGUAACAGGCACACACGCACACACACACACACACACACACACACACACACACACACACACACACACACACACACACACACAAACACACACACACAUUCUUAUUAGUUCAUCAUAAUUUUCAUCUUCAGCUAAUGGGGAUCCUAUAAACAACAAACAUAAUUAUUUUCCGCGCCACCUCUAUGUGAGUGUGUUUGUGUGUGUCCCCACCAUCCCCUCCACUCACUAAUGUACACAUUCUCCAGAGCCAGGCGAGGUAACCCAUCCCACA
Alosa alosa (allis shad) is the source of this 3879-nucleotide messenger RNA. It is a transcript of the gene tmem88b, whose product is annotated as transmembrane protein 88 b. The transcript is spliced from 2 exons. The record is from RefSeq and is a predicted model, not a curated record. Lineage: Eukaryota; Metazoa; Chordata; Actinopteri; Clupeiformes; Clupeidae. Gene Ontology annotation, molecular function: PDZ domain binding. Bases 557 to 1024 code for a protein of 155 amino acids. Gene Ontology annotation, cellular component: plasma membrane.